UGCCGCCAUGCAGAUCCAUCAGUAAGUCAUUUUUUUAUUUUGUUUUUGUUGAUCAAUCCUUUCGUUACCCCUUCUGCUGGCCCUUAAAAAAGUGGCUCCACUUGUGUGUCGUCUAAAAUAUUCCUCCAACGCCACUAUGAAGCAGCUGGCCGCUGGCUCAUGCGACUGAUGCAUCAUUAUCAUCGUCAUAAUAUUAGAUGACAGCGUAACAUAAUCCAGACGAAGAGCAAUAAUGAUCCGGACGAGCAACAGAUUGUUGAGAUUGUUCUUCGCUGCGAAGGCAAAGAACAAUUUAAAUGCAAAAUACGUAACCUCUAAGACCAAAUUUGCUGAAGGUGCAGUAUUUUCUGAGCGAGAAAGAGAUGUGCUAGUGGCAGAUCCGAUCAAGCAAAAUGACACCCUGACAGACACAUUUGGUCGGAGGCACACGUACUUGAGGAUAUCUCUCACAGAGAGAUGCAAUCUGCGGUGCCAAUACUGCAUGCCCGCUGAAGGAGUUCCGCUCAACCCAAAAUCCAAAUUGCUGACAACCGACGAAAUCGUUACCUUAGCGAAGUUUUUUGUUGAUGAAGGCGUAACAAAAAUACGUCUCACUGGUGGGGAACCAACGCUGCGAAAAGAUUUGGUGGAUAUAGUUGGGCAACUGAGCGCGAUACCUGGGCUCCGUGAUGUAAGCAUGACUACGAACGGAGUGGCCCUGACCAAGCAACUUGUGCCUCUUAUGAGAGCUGGACUCGGAGGCCUUAACAUCAGUUUGGACAGUCUGGACAAGGACGUAUACGCUCGAAUGUCAAGGAGGAAUGGCUUUGCAAAGGCCAUGGCUGGCAUCAAUUUGGCUCUGCAACUCGGCGUUAAAUCUGUGAAGGUAAACUGCGUUGUAGUUCGAGAUGAAAACUCUCAAGAAAUUCUCGACUUUGUUGAUUGGGCGCGAACAACGCCUUUGGAAGUUAGAUUCAUCGAGUUCAUGCCUUUUGCGGGCAAUGCUUGGGAAAGAAAGACAAUGAUGUCUAUUCAAGAAAUUUUAAAUGUCAUCAAGAGCAAGUAUCCUGAUCUGGAGAGAAUUCAAGGAAAUAAAUCAGACACAGCAAAAUUGUAUGCUGCUCCUGGAUUCCAAGGACGGGUUGGAAUUAUAAGCUCAAUGUCAGACCACUUUUGCGGAGGCUGCAACAGGCUCCGCAUCACUGCAGAUGGAAAUUUAAAAGUGUGUCUCUUCGGCAACAGUGAGGUUUCGUUAAGAGAUGCACUGAGGGCAAAUAUUUCUGAAGAUGAUUUGAGGGCUACAAUUCAAGCCGCAGUGCGGAGGAAGAAAAAGCAGCAUGCAGAUCGAAGGAUGCCCUACACCCUGACCCAGCCACAAAACACACUCCUGGUUCCCAUACAUUUUUUCAUUCCUUCUAAGUCUUCAGUACAAAUUCGUCAUUCCUCAUCCAUCAACUUGACCCACAUUGACUCUGAUGGCCGCUUUACAAUGGUUGACGUUGGGAGUAAAGAGCCGUCCAAAAGAGAAGCUAAAGCCUCUGCCACGGUCAUCCUUGGACCAGAGUUGGCCAAGAUGUUAAGGGAGAAAACGCUGCUGAAAAAGGGCACAGAAGCACUGACCGUAGCGAGGCUGGCUGGCAGCAUGGCGGCUAAAAAGACGUCAGACCUUAUUCCCCUUUGUCACCAGCUACAGUUAACCUAUGCCAAUGUGGAGGUGACGCUUCUCGAGGACAGAGCUGUUUUUGUGAGUGCUGUCCGGGUUGAUGGAAAAACUGGGUGCGAACUAGAAGCCCUUACAGCAGUUUCUGUGGCAGCGCUAACUCUAUACGACAUGUGCAAAGCUGUCAGCAAGGCAAUCGAAAUAUCAGACAUCAAAUUACUUAGCAAAUGUGGUGGCAAAACCGGUGACUACUUGAAUGAUAACAGAAAAAUUGAAACGUGAUGAAUAGCUUGAUUUUAUUUUUUUACAAGUUGUAAAAAUUGUUUUGUUAUGGUGAAUAUUUAUACAAACAUGUUGCAUUUAGGAUAAUAAAUAUUGAUUUUCAAUAUAAUAAAA
Molecule: messenger RNA, 2035 nt
Organism: Cloeon dipterum
Lineage: Eukaryota; Metazoa; Arthropoda; Insecta; Ephemeroptera; Baetidae
Gene: Mocs1
Product: Molybdenum cofactor synthesis 1
Exons: 9
Coding region: 233-1921 (562 amino acids)
Biological process (GO): Mo-molybdopterin cofactor biosynthetic process
Molecular function (GO): 4 iron, 4 sulfur cluster binding; metal ion binding; cyclic pyranopterin monophosphate synthase activity
Source: RefSeq, a predicted model, not a curated record